AUGGAACCUGGACGUGGAGGCCCUUCUGUGCUGCCCCUCCGGGCUGGGCCUAGGAGGCAGCCUGCCCUGUGGCCCACCCUGGCCGCUCUGGCCCUGCUGAGCAGCGUCGCCGAGGGUGAGGCCUCCCUGGGCCCCGCGCCCCGCAGCCCGGUCCCCCGCGAAGGCCCCACGCCCGCCCCGCUGGUGCCGGUGCGCGCGCUCGGCCUGGGCCACCGCUCCGACGAGCUGGUGCGGUUCCGCUUCUGCAGCGGCUCCUGCCGCCGCGCCCGCUCCCCGCACGACCUCAGCCUGGCCAACCUGCUGCACGCCGGGGCCCUGCGGCCGCCCCCGGGCUCGCGGCCCGUCAGCCAGCCCUGUUGCCGACCCACGAGCUACGAGGCCAUCUCGUUCAUGGACGUCAACAGCACCUGGAGGACCGUGGACCGCCUCUCGGCCACUGCCUGCGGCUGUCUGGGUUGA
Rangifer tarandus platyrhynchus (Svalbard reindeer) is the source of this 459-nucleotide messenger RNA. NCBI's taxonomy places the organism in Eukaryota, Metazoa, Chordata, Mammalia, Artiodactyla, Cervidae. The record is from the annotation of a GenBank genome assembly.